Molecule: messenger RNA, 1972 nt
Organism: Naegleria gruberi
Lineage: Eukaryota; Heterolobosea; Eutetramitea; Acrasida; Naegleriidae
Product: UDP-glucose:solanidine glucosyltransferase
Exons: 1
Coding region: 29-1933 (634 amino acids)
Molecular function (GO): UDP-glycosyltransferase activity
Source: RefSeq, a predicted model, not a curated record
AAAAAAAACAAAUCACAUCCCCAACAAGAUGUUCCAUCGCCACAAGUCUGGAAUUUAUCUCCCGCUUCUUGCCCUUCUUGCUUUUUCGCUCGUGCUAAUUUUUGUUCACAUUCACGCCAAGGAAUUUGAUGUGAAGAAUUUAGCAAGAACAACCACGGAACAAGAUUGUACUAGGAAACAAUUCGUUUUUAUACCUACACCUGAUAGUUCUCAUGUUAGAGAUAUGUCAGAUGUUGCAAAAGCUACAAGUUUGAUUUUAAAUGCCAAAUGUAAAGGAUUUAAUAUUUCCCAAGUUAAAGUUUUGACAGUUUUUAUAUGGAAGAGUGUGUUGGAAGAAAUUGCCAAUAAUUCAAUGAGUGAAUAUUUCCCACAUGAGCAAUAUUUCACUCCAACUUUGAUGUAUGAUAUUAAGGAUUCGAAAGUUAAAGCUAAAUUGAAAGAAAUGGAUGGUUUUAGAAAGAGUGAAACUUCCAAAAUGAAAAGAUAUGUCAUGGGUAUCGAUAUCUUGUCAGUUGCCUAUUCAACUAUCAUUCAAACAAUUGAUAACAUGUUUGAACAAGAUUCUGAAAUGAGGUCAAUUAAGGAAGAACGUCCAGAAGAUAUUUUAUUUGUGAUUGACAUGACAGCUCAUUCAGCAGUUGAUUACGUCCAAAGAGAAGGUUUUAAUUUUGUCAUUGUAAACAUUAUGCCAUCUGUCAUUUUCAAUCACCACACUCCUCAAUAUAUUGGCAGAUUUCCCUUCACCACAACAAGUCUUGCAAAACUUGAAAGAAUUUACAGAGAAGAAGGAAUUUUCAAAUAUUUACUGACACGUCUCUAUGAAGAAGUUUACAUCCAAGGUCAAAUUAUUCUCCAGGGAAUUAAAUCGAUUCAAGAAUUGAAUUCUGACAGGCGAGCAAACAACAUGACAGAAAAGAAUGAAAUUUUAUUCACAACCUCAGAAAAAACUUUCAUUCACUUUACAGCUCCUGGAGUUUUGGAUUAUAGUUAUGCAAUUUCACAUAAUAAUCGAUUUGUUGGUUAUAAGGCAAAAUCAAAGAAGGAUCACAAACUUGUUGGAAAACCAAAAUUAUUCGACAAUUUGGGAGAAUCUAAUUUUACAAUGUUCAAUGAGAAGAAUGAUAAUUUAAUGGAUGAUGAGAUGGUGGCAUGGUUGGAUGAUCAAUUGGAAAGAAAAUUCUCAAUUGUUUAUGUGGCCUUUGGAACUAAAUUGGAAAUUUCUCAUGAACACAUUACAACAAUUUUGAAUUUUAUUGUAAAAUCUGAUGAGAAUAUUCGAGUUAUUUGUGUUCAUGAAGGACAUGCCAAGUUAAAUUUGUCUGAAUCAGUUUCUAGUAAGAUUCUGUUCCAAACAUGGGUCAAUCAGGAGUUAAUUCUUUCACAUUCGGCUACUUCAGUUUUUGUAACACAUGCAGGAGCUCACUCACUAUUUGAAGCAGUUGAUAAUCAGGUUCCAAUUUUGACAUUCCCAAUAUUUGCCGAUCAAUUUUCCAACUCUGUUCGUUCAGAAGAUUUAGGAUUUGGAUUUGACAUUUCUGAAGAUAUUUACAAUCGAGAUGAAAAGUCAUUUGUCAAGAGCAUGAAAACAGUUUUGAGAGAUAGAAUGGAAAUUAAGAAGAGAAUGAGAGAAAUUAUGAGAAUUAAUCAAAAUGCUGCCAAGUUGAGCAUUUCAACAAUUCAAAGUUUUGGAGAAUCAUUCAAGAAUGUCACUGAAAUAGUUUCGAAUAAUGUGCUGACUGCUGGUGAAAUUAUCAUUGAUGUUGCUUUUGAUCAUUUGGAUGAACAUUUGAGAGAUGUUUCCACCAAACUUUCUUGGUAUAUUCAACUUAAUAUUCCAUUGAUUUUCGUUAGCUCAAUUGCUCUUUCACUUCUUUUCCUAACUUUCAGAUGUUGUUUUGGAAGAAUUAAGAUUGAAAACAUGAAAAAGAAAUAAAACACUUUCUGAUGAAAGUCCACAUUCAAUAUGUGACAC